CUCUCUCUCUCUCUCUUUCUCACUCACACACACACAUCCUGAAGUGACUUUCAGGCUCACCCACAUACCACGUAGGCUGGUGGGGAGGGGAAAGAAAAAGGGAGAAGCCAGUCAGAACAACCGGAGGAGGAGGGCAUGUGCAGCGUUUGGGACUCUCCAAGUGGUGGAAGGAAAGGCCGAAGGAGGCGGCAGCCUGAGAAUUUCUGAAGGGCUCACACAGGCCUCUCUGGCCGGGCAGCGGGGAGAAGCGAGAGCGGGGCGGAGAACGCGCGCGUGGGUGGAAACGCCGACCUAACCCCGCGCUUGUCUCGCAAUUAGGGUCGCGGAGCAAUAAAGCCCCCCCCCCCUCUUUUUUUCUAACCCACCCACUCCGCUAGCCCUGCCUUCUCCUUCCCUCCGUGGCGGCUAGUCUCUGCUGGCCCUGCCCACGUUUCCCUCUUUCCCUCCCCCCCCGCGGUCAUGUGUUGCCUUUUUUUUGUUGUUUGCAGUGGAAACAAUUUCGCCUUCUUCUAGCACCUCCGACCCAAACCGCUACUCGCUGAGACGGGGGGGGUUUGGGAGGGAGGGGGGGAAAGAGACGAAAGGAAGGGGAGACGACGGCUGGAGCGUUGAAGCGAAGCAAAGAGGGGCGGCGGGGGGGUGAAACUGCAGCAGGGUCCCAUGCUCGCCUCGGAUUUCCUUUUCGGCUCUGGGCUCCCCUCGCUCUUUCCCUUCGGCCACAUUGUUGGCUUCAGGCUGGGGGAGGAAGCAAUGCCUUGUUCCAUCGGAUGAAAAGUUUGCAUAAUGACCAAGGGAAAGGCGGCGGGGAAAAUCUAGAACUCACCCAGGACAGGAGCCUCCGACUAAAUGGGUCCAGUUAUGCCUCCUAGUAAGAAGCCAGAAGGCUCGGGAAUUACCAUUUCCAGUGGACUGAGCCAGUGUUACACAGAUGGUGACCUAUCAAAAACUCUACAGGAUGAGGAGGACUUAGACUUUUCUUUGCCUACUCUUCGACUGGAAAAAGAUCCUAUAGAAGAUGAAGAACUUACCAAUUUGAAUUGGUUACAUGAGAGUAAGAACUUGCUGAAAAGUUUUGGGGACUCAGUCUUAAGAAGUGUUAGCCCAGUUCAAGACCUAGAUGAUGAUACCCCUCCAUCUCCUGCUCAUGCUGACAUGCCCUAUGAUGCCAAGCAGAACCCUAACUGUAAACCACCAUAUUCAUUUAGCUGCCUCAUAUUUAUGGCCAUUGAGGACUCUCCAAACAAGCGGCUUCCUGUGAAGGAUAUAUACAACUGGAUUUUGGAACACUUCCCUUAUUUUGCAAAUGCUCCUACUGGAUGGAAAAAUUCUGUGAGGCAUAAUCUGUCAUUAAAUAAAUGUUUUAAGAAAGUGGACAAAGACAGAAGUCAGAGUAUUGGGAAAGGGUCUUUAUGGUGUAUAGACCCAGAAUAUAGACAAAAUCUUAUCCAGGCUUUGAAAAAGACACCCUAUCACCCAUAUUCCCAUGUGUUCAGCACACCUCCAGCAUCUCCUCAGGCAUAUCAAAGCACAUCCAGUCCACCCAUUUGGCCAGGAAGCACCUUUAUCAAGAGAAAUGGAGCUCUUCUGCAAGAUCCUGACAUUGAUGCUGCCACUGCCAUGAUGCUUUUGAAUACUCCCCCUGAGAUACAAGCAGGUUUUCCACCUGGAGUGAUACAAAAUGGAGCUCGUAUUCUGAGUAGAGGAAUUUUCCCAGGAGUUAGACCACUGCCAAUUAACCCUAUUGGAAACAUGGCUGCAGCAGUAAGGAAUGGAAUAGCAAAUUGCCGAAUGAGGACAGAGAGCGAGCAGUCGUGUGGUUCUCCAUUGGUGAGUGGUGACCCAAAGGAGGAUCAUAACUAUAGCAGUGCCAAAUCUUCCAACCAUAGGAGCACAUCACCCACUAGUGAUUCUGUUUCCUCUUCUUCUGCUGAUGAUCAUUAUGAAUUUGUUGCAAAAGGCAACCGGGACAGUAGUGAGGGCAGCGAGGUCAACUUCCAUAGCCACGAGAGCCAUAGUGAGGCAGAAGAUGAGAGCAAACGGCAAAACCGAAAAGAGACCAAGGAUUCUGUAGCUGAUAGCGGGGUCCCCUCUCAGCACAAGAAACGUCAGCAUUUAUUGAAGGCAAAAAAAGUACCGAGUGACACACUGCCUCUUAAAAAGAGACGCACAGAGAAACCACCCGAGAGUGAUGAUGAGGAGAUGAAAGAAGCUGCUGGAUCACUCCUGCAUUUGGCAGGAAUUCGAUCUUGUUUGAACAACAUCACUAAUCGGACGGCAAAGGGACAGAAAGAACAAAAGGACACGACGAAAAAUGAGAACAAAUCCAUUGACUGAACUUAUAAAACAAUUUUGUUUCAGCACGUCAGGUGAAUUCUAAUGAUUUGUGGCAAUAUCAGAAAAUAUUUUCUUCAGUUGUUUUUUUCUUCUCCCAUUUUUUUCCUUUUUUUCUUUUCCCCCCUUUUUUGAACCCAAAAUAUUUGUGUUGUAUUUUUUUAAAGGAGAUUGAAGCCAUAGAACUCAUACUGAUACUCAUCUAAUUUUACAAAAGCUUUUCAUUACAUGAAGACAAAAAUAAGUAAAAGCCAAAAUUGCCAUUGCUUUCUCCACUUCUGUCAGAAAUGCAUGGUUGAAUACGCUGUGAUACCACCAGUUAAUGUGAGAAGAAUAAAAAUUGGCACUUGAAAAUACAUUAUAUAAUGAGAAAUUGAAUAAUAUGGUAGAUCCAGGCCAGGCUCUUAGAAAAAUAAUUUAAAAGCCUUAUAAUUAAAUGAGAGAGAAUGUAUGUAUGAAUGUAUGUAUGUAUGCGUGCAUGUAUGUAUAUUCCAUAAAUUUGAGGGAAGUCAGAGGCCCAUCUUCAGAAUCAAGAAUAAGAUAGUGGCAUUUGCUUGCAUUUGUGCCAUAGAAAUCUUGGAAUAUCCACUAAAACAGCUGCUCAUACAGUAAUGAAUUACUUAAGCUUCAUGUACUGUAUAUGGCUCAUAAUGUGAAGACUUAAUACUUAACUUUUUAAAUUAUGGAAACUGAACUGUGUAUGCAAUGAGUUUCAAUAAUAUAAGGAGAAAAGGGUGGAGGGGGUUGGGGGGAUUAGUGAUAUUCUUUAAUCAAUUAAUUGUCUUCUAUAUUUAAAUUAAAAGAAUGUUUUUUAAAAAGCCAUAAGCCUGAAGAUUGGCACUGCCUGCAAAAAUAUUAUGGGAAAACAAGCUAUGAGUUCUUAACUGCCUGAGUGAAAAGCAAUCAAAUCUAAAAUAAAAAUAUGAGUAGAUAUUUAAAGAGGAUCAAAAUGAGGAAACCUUUUUGAUAGGAUAAAAAAAAUUGAUCUCAUGAGAAGAGCAAAAUACAUAUGCUACAAAACCUGUCAUUAGUAUUAUAUUACAUUUAAAAAAAAAAACAAAUAUAUUUGGUUGGACAAGAAAUCCUAAUCUUAACUAAAACUCUGUACAGUGCUCCUCAAAAUGCUGUACCUGUUAAAUAGCCAGGAUACAUUUGUGCAAAAAUAACAAUAUAUUUCCAGUUAUAUCCACUGUAGCCAGAUUCACUGAUCCUGAUUCAAAUUGCAUGGAUACAUUUCCGGGAGGGGCUCAGGAGUACAAAAUAAAAACCCCCCUUUUUAAUUCAAAGAUAACAAAAGUUCUUGUAAGGUAAAUAAUGUAUUUAGCAUGAAGCAUGAAUUAUUUUCAUAUAAAUAGAGAAAAAUAGAGAAAAGGCUAUGCCUCUAAUUUUUAAGCCAAUAGGCUUAGUUUUGGUUUUUGGUUUUUUGGUUUGUUUUUUAUUUUGUUUGGGAAGCAGGUGUUUUAAGGUUUAACCUUUUUCAGGGACAAAUACUGACUGUUGGGGAACUUAUUCUGCAAUAUUAAAAAAUAAAACUUCAUGCUCGGGUAGGGCUUGGAUGGUUGAAUUAUAUUGCCUUGUCUGCACAUUCAGCCCCCUUCCCCUACUUCUCUGUUUUUUGAAGAUGUUUGUCCUUUCUUUGUCUUUACAUGUAUUAACAUUACGCAAUAAUUUUGAGGGCAAAGCAAGUAGUGAGUGUGUAUGAUUAAGACUCCAGGAAAAGACUCUGAAUUUGCUGUAUAGUUGGGAGAGAGGAAACGAUAGACAAUUCGGAUUUGGAGAGAUUGUAAUCAAUGAGAUACACAGAUAUGCCAAGAAGGAUAAGUUUUGAAAGGGCUUUCAUUUGUGUUCACAACUUGACAUGAGUACAUGAUAGAGAAGAAACUUCCUUAUGGCCAUACCUGUUUCGCAGUGGUAGUCCUGUAAAUUGACUGUAGAGUUUAUAAUAAGGCCAAUAUCCCAUAUCACCACCACCCCAAAAAAUACUUGUAUAGACAGCCAUAAUUUUGAGAUUAUUUUUAAGACUUGUAGAUUGGGUUCCACAUGACUUUUACAUGAUCUUGUCAAGAAUCCAGAUUCUGCAGCUUAUAAAAUUCCUCUUAAAAAUGUGGGAGCUAUAGCCAGACAAAAAUUCUAGGAAGCUCUCCCAAGAAAUUAUCAGGAAGGCAGCUCUUUUGAUCUUAGCUGUUUUACUUUAAAUAAAUAUAGCUUUAUAGUGAUGGGAGUAGUGAUGUUACUGAAGAUGUUUUAAGGUUAAGAUGAGUUGAGAAUAGUCAGUAGCAAGAAACUGAAAAAGAAUUCAAAAUAUGUUUAGCUGUCAUUGAAUUUAUAUUCUAGGAAAAUGGUAUCCACUGAAAACUGAUACAAACAGAUUUUUAAAAUAAUGUGUGCCAAAUUAGGUUUGAGAUAACAAAGGUUUGAGAGCAAGUUCAACCUGUGCAUUGCCUACCAAGACACUUUUUUGUGUAUUCAAAAAUUAGAAUCCCUAUGAAAACUGCCUCUACCUUCUGAAAGAAUUGAUAUUUGCCUAAAAAACACCAAGAAUUUUAAGAGUUAAUGAAAAGAAACGACAUUAGUGAAUUAGGAGUUUUCUCUUCAUAGAAGAGUGCCAUAUACAUCUUGCCAUGGGAUCCUGAUGAAAUGUAAAAUAUGUCGUUGCUAUUUAUUGCAAUAGAAUAAUUAUUUCACAGUGAAGCUGUUUAAGUUGUAGACAGGAAGGAUUCUGAACUCAAAUUUUUAUUACUUAGGCCAAUGUUAUGACAUUUAGAAAAUACCAUAAUGUAAAAAGAGAACUGACAUUAUACAUUAUAAUAUUGAAGUUAUAUUAUUCCACACAAUUCCAUCCAAAGUAAAGCAAUUUGUCUCAGUAAAAUUUGUCUACUAAAGUCCACAAAAAUGUACAACAUGCUUCCAACAGGACUGUAUCCCACUGACUGAACAUCGAUAAUUUGAACGUCUUAAAUAAAAAGUAAUGUGUUGUAAAUAAUUUUAGCUAUUGCUAUACAAAAAGCGAUCACAGUUGAUAUUUUUACAAAAUAAGGCAAAAUUCAUUUGAGGGUAAGCAGUAUGCAAGUUGCAAAUUAAAUACCUGGAUUUUAUUAGAAAUUAUGGACGAUUUGCUAAGAGUUUACCUUCUCUGUUGUACAGCCAUAAUCAAUAGUUUAAACAAACUCCACAACACUAUUCUGUUGUGCCAAGUUAUCUUUAGUGCCAAACUGAAAAUGAAAUAGGUGGACCCAAGUUAAAAACAUCAGAUACUACUUCUAUUCAUGGUGAAAUCCAUCCUCUAUAUGUUGAGCCCAUCCUCUAUAUGUUGAGCCCAGUUAUUCCUACACUUCAGGCAUUUUGAAAUAACAAGAGAGGGGAAUGUUCAUAACUGGGAAAUUUAAGCAAUAAUAAAACAUCUGUUUGGUCUUUGUCUGCUCCCAAAUAGAGUACUAAAAAUAAUCCAGUAAAUUUAUUCCCAUUGUCAUUCAGGCAUAAUUCUUCAAGCUUUUAGGAGUUGUAGAUCUCACUGUUACAUUCUUCUUGUAUGAAGGUCUUUAAAAUAACACAAUCUGAGACAGUAUGCAGGAAGUCAUGUGCUGUAUGCAUUGUGGCAAAAUGGCAAGGAGAAUGUGUAUAUGUACUUACAGUAACAUAUACAUCUACCUUGUUACAUCGUUCUUAAUUUGUUUGGGUAAUUGAGGCAGCUCUUAUGUUCUGCAAAUAAUUUUUGUAGGAACUCUGGAUUGUCAAAAUAAUGUGUAAGAGUUUUUUCCUAUAAAAUAGUGAAUUGUUUACUCCAUAUUUCUCCUUCCAUAAAUGAAAGGGCUUUUUCUGUUCCUCUAACAUGCUAUUGGGAACAUGCCCUAAACAGUUAUCAGAGGUGGAUCCCAUUGGUAGGAAUAAAAUUUGGAUUCAAGCCAGUAUCAGCUUGGAUUGUGAUUUAAUUCUCAGUAAUAUUUUUUCAUAGCAGACCGUUGCAGAAUUUCUUGUCAGCAAUCUAGGUUUGCCAUUAAAUCCUUUUAAUGACAAACUUUUACAAGAAGUGCUUUAAUUCUGAACACUCCAAAGUAUGCAGUUCUUUGGUGACUAAAAAUGCCUUCUGAGUACCUAUGUUGUAACUUUUAACACAAAAGAGGUUGAACAUAGUUCUGCUGGAAUGGAGGUCUGUAUCCACAAUGAAACUUAAUUGAGACGUGAUGUGAGGAUAUCCAUGUCUCUCCCUGAAAAAAAGUAGACUUGCAUCCAAAUGAUUUAGAAAUAAAGUGGGAUUAGUAAUCUACUAGAACAAAUCUUCUGAAUUUUAGAUCAGCUGUUCAGAAUGUGCCAGCUGCAAAUCUUUCUUGGGAAUUGCUCUAGGGAUUGUUCUCCUAGCUGUAUUUCUGUAUAGCAUUGAAUAGAUGGCAACUUGAAAACUUUCAUUAGUGUCUUACGUCACAGAAGAGAAUCUGUUUAACUGUAUAAACUUGUCAGCAGUUGUUGCCAAUCAGUUCAGAUAAUCUGUUUUGGAGAACAGAAGUGAUUUAAAAGCCAUUUUUCUAUGACAAAUGGAAGUACUUCUUCACAGUGUGCUGUUUCUUUAUACAAGCAGGUUCUUGCUAGUCUCUAUCACCUUCAAAAAGGCAAAACAGACUAUGUAGAGUUGAAGUUGGUUCCAGUAAGAAAAUUAUGGUGGUGGAAUUCAGUGUCCUGGCUACUAAAUUAUUUUCAGGCUUGUUAAAUGUUCCAUUCAUUGACCAGAGUCAUUCAUUCUUUUGGUUGUGUUGUAGUUAAGUUUGUGAGUGAAUUUCAUGACACUGCCUGCAAUAUAUAAAACACUGUUAUGCACAUAAAUGCAGCACUGUGAUCUAAUUUAAAUAACUUUAUUAUUAUUUAAUAUGUAAUAUAUGUUAAUACUUCAGUAUGGAAAGAACCAUGCACAACCUCUGACUGUCUGUUUUUCUAUCAGGAAUUUAAAAACACAGUUAACCACAUGUAUUUUACUUUUCCUAUGAAUCUAUAGUCUUGGUGUAGGAAUUUUUUUUAAGUUGAAUUUUAUAAGUAUUUACUAAAUAUUCUAUGCUAUCACAUAUAUGAACAUUCUCAUACUCUUUUUUGUGUUUCUUUAUACAAACUUCCCUUCUGAUUGUAGUUCUAACUGGAAAAUUGGGUGGAGAGACUUUGGUAAGCCAGGGAUAAUUUUUUCCAAACUCUUCCUUGAAUCAAAAUGCAAAAUUGUAGAUGUGAAAUUUUUAUAAAGUCAACUGUGUCUGUGCAAUUCUUCCUCAACUCAGCAUGCCAGCACUACUUCACUAACCAAAAAACUAUCUUUGAAUUCAUUAUCUGGUGCUGUAUUUUGCUAAUCAAUAUUCAAAAUUUAAAAAAUAAAUGUUUUAAAACCAUUUUUUUCAUAGAGCUUCAUAUGCUAUUUUUUCAAGACUAGCAUUUGAAACUAUACUUACCUAAAACAAAAUUUAUUUUUGAACCUAUUUGUCAAUGAUAAUGAGGAAAUGCCUCUCGUUUUUUUCAAUUCUGAAUGAGAACCACCUGAUACCCAGCAUCAACAAAGUAUACACCAAAUACCCAGGUUUAAGCUUUAAAAAAAACAGAAGUAAAGUCAUAUCUAUCAAACAAUCUUUUGAUUAUGGAAGAGCAGCUAAAUCCAACCUCUCACCCAAGACAAUUGAUAGAGAUUAAAUUAGAAAGUAAGAAUUGUGGGUUUGCACACAUAUUUUCCCAAUAGAUUUGUGUGCAGAAGCUGAAAGGGGAGAUUUGGGUUGCUCUGUCCUAAUGUCUAUUUCUGAGGAAAAGAUCUGAUCUUUUCUACAGGUUUGGAUUUCUGACUUGGCUUGACACUGAUUAAGUUUUCCCUUCAGUACUACUAUUAAGAUGAAAAUGUUGGUGCUUGGAGUUCUGUUUUAAUACUUUCAUUAAUGAAUUUCAAAAUCAAUUGAUUUAGCCUGGUUUCACUUUUGUAUUAUACACACUCACUACUUCAGUCUGCCUUGGGGUCAAAUGUUGGAAGAGAUGGGGUAGGGAAUGAUUUCUGUGCGUAUGAAAAAGCAUUAUGGAUUUGUACAUUUUUAUACUCUUCUGUAAUAUUUUUGAAAUAUUUUUGUUCUGCAGAAAAAAAGUGAUGAAGCAAUCAAAAGACCAAUAUAUACAAUAUCAAUGCUUUAGGGAAGGGUCAUGAGACCUUCAUUGGCCAAUAGGUUAAUUUAGUACAGCAAUAAGCCAAUUAUGUUCUUUUUGUUUUUGUUUUCUGAUUUUAUUCCUCUUUUCCCCAAAAACGCUGUACUAGUUGAAUGGAACUGCCAGUUUCUUUAAUAUAAGUGAGAACUGUGAUGGGGGACAUAAACAGUAAUGUUAAGUUGUAUUUGUGUUUACCUAAAUGAGCAGUCAAAAGGCAAGUGCAAUCAGCCAGAAAUAUGGAAAAAUGUUGAUCUAAGAGGCAUACUUGCAUUUUAUGUUUCUUGAUGUGUAAUCAUAUUGCCAAAGACAAACUCUUUCAUCAGUUAUUAUUGUAAAUAACACUCUCCCAAAACCUUCCAUAAAGUUUCUGUGAUGUAUUGUCUUCCAGUUGCAAUAAAAAUUACCGAGUUGCAUCAGUUGAAUAACUGCA
Messenger RNA from Pantherophis guttatus, 8914 nucleotides. It is a transcript of the gene FOXN3, whose product is annotated as forkhead box N3. Gene Ontology annotation, molecular function: cis-regulatory region sequence-specific DNA binding; DNA-binding transcription factor activity. The record is from RefSeq and is a predicted model, not a curated record. Gene Ontology annotation, cellular component: nucleus. Gene Ontology annotation, biological process: regulation of DNA-templated transcription. NCBI's taxonomy places the organism in Eukaryota, Metazoa, Chordata, Lepidosauria, Squamata, Colubridae.